Clonostachys solani is the source of this 1314-nucleotide messenger RNA. The record is from the annotation of a GenBank genome assembly. Lineage: Eukaryota; Fungi; Ascomycota; Sordariomycetes; Hypocreales; Bionectriaceae.
AUGCCGGGAAGCCGAAAAGACCGGCAGUUCCUGCACUACUACUGCUCCCAAGGCGCGGCGGAGAUAUCAGGCUUCCUGUCCACCAGGUUCUGGAGCGAGACCGUGCUUCGCCAGAGUCACCAUGAGCCGGCCAUUCGGCAGGUCUUGGUUGCCCUGAGUUCGCUUCACCUCCAGUACACCACCUCCGAUGCCCCGGCUUCCACGUUGGCCCCCAAAGACGCGCUGAUGCAAUAUGGAAAGGGCCUUCAAAUGCUACGAAAGCGACUAGGACAACCGUCACCCGAAGGUGUAAGAAUCGCCCUGAUUUCAUCCAUCAUGCUUUACUGUUUCGAGACCGCCUUGGGGAACAGCAAUGCCGCUAUUCUGCAUCUUGAUAAGGGGUUGAUGCUGCUACGUUCAAUCAAGGACCUCAGUAAAGAGGAAGACGGGGAGGCCAUCUUCGACUUGCUGGCCCGCCUCGACGUCCAGGCCACCUUGUUCAACGACAGCAGGGUACCGAUACUCACUCUCACAACUCCAGAUGAACGCAAAAACGGGUUCAUUGACUCCCCGGAGCUACCAUUUGCAUCUCUCCACGACGCGCAGAAAAAGCUGGGAAAGCUUCAGAACUGGUUCUUUCGUUUUCUCAGCGAAAAUUUCAGAAGCCAGCCUGUCCGUUCGGUGAAAAUCCCCUCGGGUCUUUUGGGCGAGCGGAACCUCCUGGAUUGGCAUUUUACCGCGUGGCUUCAGAAGAGCCAAUACCCGAUCCCUAGUACAACGCCAGACGAUGAAGCAGAGACGGAGUGCGGGAUGAAUAUCCUCUUUACGCAGCAUGGACCAUACCACAUGCUCCUGAAGUCAUAUUUCCUCGAAGAGCGUUCCCUUUCGAAAUCAGAGUUUGAAAGGUCACCAAACCCGGAAGCUCGGGAAAUUGUACUGCGUGCCGAAUAUGUAAUCCGGUACUUGGAACAGAAAGGAGCAAAGAGAGGAACGAAAGCCCCAUGGGCCCAGCGUCGUACCUUUUCGUCCGAGACGGGUGUCAUCGUCGUGCUGUUCUUCUUGAUUUUCAAGUGCGCGGAUGAGUACGUCGUGGAGAAAGCCACUGAGCUUCUCUCCCGGACACAAAGACAAGAGGGGCUGAUCGAGGCGGCGUCGAUGAUGGCGAUUUUAAACCAUCUAAAUGGGGUUAGACAGGCGAAAGCUUCGGCGUCGGCUGGCAAGACAGAGGGGUUCAAGACAUUGGAGGAUUGGACGGAGCAUGAUAUCAUCAGUCAGGAAGGCAUUAAGAUGAACCGCGAGGGAAAACUGAUUCCGCCCACGAUAAUUAGAAACUAA